CAUCUCCACCUCUCUGUGAUUUCAAAUUGAAAAUCCAAAUACAAAACCCACCAUCUUUCACUCUGCUUCACUUCCAGCGCUCUGAGACUUCAUCUUCUUCAGAUCAUCAGACGGCGAGAUCAGAAAUGGGUCAAAAGAAGGGCGUCCGUACGAUCUCCCAAGCCGCUUUCGACGAGUUGGUGAGAGAGAACAUGGAAGACUUAGGCAUGGAGCCCGCUGAAGCCCUCGAAGACGCCCUGCAAACCCUAACCCUCCAGGGCGUCGACCUCUCCGGCAUUGUCGCGUGUGUUCCUGGAGACGGCAGUGUUGGGGACAAUCCAGUGAUUCAGUCUUUGGAUCGGUUGAAGCAAUUGGAUUCUGAUUGGGUGGGCUUUGGAGAGAUGGUGGAGGUGUUUGAUAAGCUAACCGAGUUGUGUUCGAUUGAGGGAUCCGACAAUGCGGCGAUUGCGACGAGGAAUGGGGGUGUGGAAGUGGUGUGUUCUGUUUGUUCAAAGAUUCGGGUGGGGUGUGAAGGUGAUUCGGUUCUUGUUUCUGGGUUGACGACAAUGGCAUCAUUGCUUCACGAUGUUCAAAGUACAGAAACAUUUCAAAAGAUUGGCGGACCAAAAAUUGUGGUGGGUGUCCUGAAUGAUGCCAGUCAAAAUGUAGACAUCUUGAACAGUGGUUUCUCUGUUGUUGCUGCGGCUGCAACUGGUAAUGAGAUUCUGAAGGAAUCAUUCAUGGACUUGCAAAUUGAUGAGCUCAUCAUCCAAAUUAUGAAGAGCCAUGGUAGAGGCAGAGUCCACAGCAUAUAUGAUGCUAUAUGUGUUCUGUUAACACCUGAUGAUAAUCGUGUCGUGGCUUCCCAAGUUUAUGGUUAUGCUCGAAGAUUUGCCAAAGCUGGAAUUGCAGGAGCUCUUGUAGAAUCACUUGGUGAAGGGCUUCGUUCACCUAGUCUGGUUUCAGCAAGCAUUGCAUUAAAGGCUGUUGCUGUCAAUGAUGAAAUCUGUAAAUCCAUUGCUGAAAGUGGAGGUAUAGAUGCAGUGCUCCGAUGCAUUGAUGACAGUGGUGAACAAGGCAACAAAACUGUAGCCAGAGCUUGCUGUUCUUUGUUAUCUAAGUUGGCAGGAAGCGACGCAAAUAAGAGUACUAUAGUUGAGAAGGGUGGAAUGGAUAGGCUAAUCAAACUCUCUGCCAGAUUUUCUGAUGACCCUUCUGUUCUGCAAGAGGUUAUGCCCAUUUUUUGUGUCCUUUCAUUGAGAUCACCAGACAAUGCAGCCCGUGCUGUUGAGGCUGGUGCUGGAGACCUUGCCAUCCAGGCCAUGCAGAAGUUUCCUGCAGCACAACAGAUGCAGAGGAACUCUUGUCUCAUGAUCCGAAACCUUGUGGUCAGGAACCAAGAAAACAGAACCCUUUUGCUCAGUAAUGGCAUUGAGAAGAUAAUAAGAAAAGCCAAAGAAAACCAUGAAAGUUGCAAAGAUGCUGCUAAUGACGCACUGAGGGAUCUGGGUCUUGACUACAAUUCAUAGCCAUACUCCAAAAAAUUCACCUGUUUUGGAUUCAUUCUUUUGCCUGCUCAAUUUUAUUUCCUAGUUGAGUUGUGCACUGGCAGGGCUAUGAUUGACAAGCUUUAUGUAACAUGAUCCAUAAGGAGGUAAUAGAUGUUCUCUUGGAUGAACUUGGUGUAAUUUUAUAUGUAUUUUGUGUUGGAAACAUAUGGAGGCUAUGGACCUUUUAUCUUCA
This is a messenger RNA of Vitis vinifera (wine grape), 1722 nucleotides long. RefSeq lists its product as uncharacterized. The record is from RefSeq and is a predicted model, not a curated record. Lineage: Eukaryota; Viridiplantae; Streptophyta; Magnoliopsida; Vitales; Vitaceae. The coding region runs from base 126 to 1508 and encodes 460 amino acids. The transcript has 8 exons. Gene Ontology annotation, molecular function: protein binding.